Pelobates cultripes (western spadefoot toad) is the source of this 1017-nucleotide messenger RNA. The record is from the annotation of a GenBank genome assembly. NCBI's taxonomy places the organism in Eukaryota, Metazoa, Chordata, Amphibia, Anura, Pelobatidae.
AUGCCGGACCCAGGCCCUGGCGGUUACACCAGGGAAGACCUAACCAUUCUCUCAUAUAAUGUACACGGCUUAAACGUCAGAGAAAAACGCACAAGUCUUCUGCGGGAUCUGAAACACUAUAGGGCGUCAAUAGCGUUUCUCCAAGAAACGCACUUUCAAGAAGGCAGAGCACCGGCACUGCGAGACCGCAAUUUUAGAACGGGAUAUUUUAGCAACAACCCGGACAGGCGCACGCUGGGAGUAGGUAUCAUAUUCUCCAGCAGAACCCCAUACACGGAACAAGCCACAGUAAGAUGCAAACAGGGCAGGUAUAUCUUCACUAAAGGCACGAUCCUCGAACAAACCUACACGUUCGCCAAUAUAUACGCCCCGAACACGAAACAGUUUCCUUUCCUUCGGAACGCACUGAACACCCUGAUGAAGUUCGCAGAAGGCACUCUGAUCGUGGGGGGAGAUCUGAACCUGACCCUGCACCCAGACCAAGACUCCACAUCGACACUCGGCAGAACCCCGCAUAAGCGACACGCGAACACACUCCGUCUACUGCACCAACACCAAUUGGCGGAUUGCUGGAGAGCGCUGAACCCAACAACGCGGGACUACACGUUUUACUCACAGACCCAUGCAACAUACACGAGGCUAGACUACUUCUUACUAGCACACCACGACUUGGACCUACUCAAGGCAGCAGACAUACUGCCGAUGACAUGGUCGGACCACUGCCCGAUCCGCAUACGGAUGGCAUCACCGUUAUUUAAACCCAGACAGAUGUCCUGGAGACUGAACGAAUCAAUUCUAUCGGAUGUGACAGUGGCUGAUAAAAUAGGCCAAACCAUACGAGACUACUUCCAAGAUAAUGAAACGGAGGACGUGACACCAAUGACAUGCUGGGAAGCACACAAGACGGUAGCAAGAGGCCAGAUUAUAGCAAUAUGCGCGAAUCGCAAAAAAAAAGGCGGCGGUACGGGAAAUAACCAGGCUGAGCAGCGAAAUUGCGACCUUGGAAGCCAGACAUAA